GUAGUAAAAAAGAAGAAUAACUAAUGAAACAUAACCCUUCAAUACCAGCUGUCUUAUUAUUAGUUAUAAAUAGGUUUUAAUGUCGUAUUAAUAUUUUUUAUUUGAACUUUUAUACUGUUUAUAAUGGAAUUGGAAGAAGUAGUUUUAGUUAUAGAAAAUACUGAGGUUAAGUGUAGAAAACGAGACUUGAUUGAAAAUAGUGAUUACUUCUUAGCAAUGUUAGAAGGUGAUUUUAUAGAAAAAACCAAGAGGAGAAUCAAAAUUGAAGAAAUCGACUUGCAAACUAUGAAUUUGAUUUUAACGCUAAUACAUGAUAAUAAAUAUGAUAUUGAAGAAGAGGAUGUUUUAAUGUUGUUGUACGCCGCAUGUGUGCUACAAUUUUGCGAAAUAAAAAAAAAGUGUUUGGAAAAAAUAGAAGAAAUUUUCUGUCCGGAAUAUAGUUUAAAAAUAUGGAUAAUGACCGAACUUUUAGAUUUGAAACCAAUGUGGCAAAAAGCUUAUUACACAUCUUUAAUGCAGUUCGCGAAAAUAAAAGACAGUGACAGUAUAUUACAACUCAAUUUAUUACAGUUGAAAAUGUAUUUAAGUGACACGAAAUUAAAAACCGAUAAUGAAUUUAGCGUAUUUGAAACUGUAAUGAAAUGGUGGUACCAAAAUAAUAACCAAUACAAGCAAUUGGAUUUAUUGAAGUUACUCAGUUGUGUGGAUUUCAGAACUUUAUCUGAACACCAUUUUCAUGAAAUUAUCACUUCUCCCGAAAUCUUAAAAACUGAAAUCUGUGAUAUAAUAAAGUGUUGUUACAAUAUUGUAUAUAAAAGACAAAUUGGAAGUUUCAAAGAAAAUUGCAUAAAAACUGCAGUUCUGUUAACUGAAACUAAUAGUAGGGAAGAAAAUAGUUUUCCUUGUUUACUAGUGAAUUUAAAAAAUAAUCCCAUCGAAAAGGGGCCCCAAAAUGAUAGUGAACAAGUUAUUUAUUAUGAUCAAUUUCGAAGAAAACGAGUAUAUGAAAAAUUAAAUACAACUCAAUAUAAUAGUACGUCUCACAUUUUAUAUUAUGAUCAUACAUCGGAUAGUUUUAAUAAGCUAGUCACUAUUACUGAAAAAUUGGUAGGUUUUCAGAUAAUAAGUUAUAGGGAAUGUAUAUUUACGUUCGGAGGAGAAUAUAUACUCGGUAAAGGUGAUUGGAAUAAGAAUUUUUGGUGUUAUAAUUCACUAAAAGACAAAUGGCAUCGAAAGGAAAGGUGUAUAACUAGAAGGCAUUUUCAGACGUGUAUAGUAGGAUCUAAAUUGUACAUCGUAGGUGGAACAGGUAUGUUUAGAAAAUGUUUGGAAAACGUAUUAUAUUACGAUUUUCUUACAAAUUGGCGUAGCGGCGAAAUAGAUUUCCCGGUGUUUAUUAGACAAAUGAAAUGCUGCGAUUUCAUGGGAAAUUUUUUUUUAUUCAAUAUUAAUGAAGUUUGUGGUUAUUAUUUAAACGAUUCUGGUGGUUGGACUCGUGUUCCGAUUAGAAUAGAAAAUAAUUUAUUAGAUCUUCAGUUUGAUUAUUCGAUAUUUUCGUACAAGAAUCGAUUGUAUAUAAAAGGGAAAAAACUAGUGGAAUUUGCAUUUGUUCAUAACGAAUUUUUAAUAUCAUCCAUAAAAAGUAUUCCGAAUAUAAAUUACGAUAAUAUGGUAUGUACAGUGUGUACAAAUAAUGUUUACACGUUAUACAAACAACACAUUGAUGAUAAAUUCACUUUUGAAAAAUAUAAUUUAGAAACCAGUGAAAUUACUUAUAUUUUUAAAGAUUUUUCCAAUGAUGUGAUCAAAAUUGAUGAAGAUGAAUACACUAUUGAUUCCUCUUUAAUAUUAUUCUCUUUCUGUCAUUAUAAGUUGGUCGAAUUUCGUAAAUUCGUCAACGAAAAUUUUUGAUAUAUGUCGUAAAUAAAUUACUAUAAUUUUUU
Messenger RNA from Diorhabda sublineata, 1943 nucleotides. Its product is annotated as kelch-like protein 30. NCBI's taxonomy places the organism in Eukaryota, Metazoa, Arthropoda, Insecta, Coleoptera, Chrysomelidae. Gene Ontology annotation, molecular function: protein binding. Bases 124 to 1911 code for a protein of 595 amino acids. The transcript is spliced from 6 exons. The record is from RefSeq and is a predicted model, not a curated record.